GGUCAUUAAAAUAAUGGCAGGCGCGUGCUCACUCUAUAUGCAUGUCAGUUCCAACAGGUGUUAGUAUACGUGGCAUCUACUCUUUUUUUGCACGGCGAAACCUUCCGAUUUUAUAGUGGUGUAUAACUACCUUGAGUUGACUGAUUGUGUAGGUAUUCGUUCGUUCUCAUAAUCCUAUAAAACAAAGAUGAUCGGCGCCGCCCGGCUCGUUUUGCUCGCUAUUACACUUUGCGUAUCAACGGACGGCCUCAAAACAAGUAAGAAGUGCAUUCGAUCUCCUCGUGUUUUCAUCAACAGAAGUGAAAGUGGAUGUCUCUUCUCCCUGUUCGUGAAAAUCGGCGGUUUAGAUGGCAGUCUUGGCGUACAGGACAUGUGGAAAAGCAUUUAUUUGCCAAUCUUCCGCAACAUGCACAAGUUCUGCACAAAAGAAGAUGACUUCAUUGGGUGCGUUGCUACCAGAAAGUUCACGGACUACAUUCACUGCAUGCGGGAUUACGUUUCUUCGAGCACCAUUCACAACAAUACUGGGAUAGGCCCCGCAUACAAGUCGAUGCUGAAUGAUUAUGCGACUUGUCUAGGAAAGAAGAUCGACGACUACUACUGACAUCACAAUUGCAAACAAAUCGA
Messenger RNA from Ornithodoros turicata, 627 nucleotides. RefSeq lists its product as uncharacterized. The record is from RefSeq and is a predicted model, not a curated record. NCBI's taxonomy places the organism in Eukaryota, Metazoa, Arthropoda, Arachnida, Ixodida, Argasidae. The transcript has 7 exons. The coding region runs from base 188 to 604 and encodes 138 amino acids.